This is a messenger RNA of Lampris incognitus (smalleye Pacific opah), 2556 nucleotides long. RefSeq names its product EEIG family member 2-like. NCBI's taxonomy places the organism in Eukaryota, Metazoa, Chordata, Actinopteri, Lampriformes, Lampridae. The record is from RefSeq and is a predicted model, not a curated record. The transcript is spliced from 11 exons. Bases 81 to 1202 code for a protein of 373 amino acids.
ACGCACGCACAGCUGCUGUCCACGCGCUCGGUCCGCGGAGCGUCUCGGGAAGCCCUUGGCUGCCAGCGUAUCCAGAAGCGAUGUCGUUCAUUCUCACCAAGAAAAAGAAAUUCAAAUUCAAGGUAGACUUCGACUUGGACGAUCUGUCGUCGGUUCCCUUCGUCAACGGCGUCUUGUUCUGCAAAGUUCGGCUGUUAGAUGGGGGCUUUGCUGAGGUGUCCUCUCGGGAACCAGUCCAAGCAAACUGUGUGCACUGGAAAAAGAGGUUCUCUUUUGUUUGUAAAAUGAGUGCCAAUGCUGGGACUGGUGUGCUAGACCCCUGCAUGUGCCGGGUGUCUGUACGCAAGGAAAUGAAAGGUGGAAAGACUUUUGCAAAGCUGGGCUUUGCUGACUUAAACCUGUCUGAGUUUGCUGGGUCCGGCAGCACCACGAGACGAUGUCUGCUGGAGGGAUAUGAUACCAAGCAUACCAGACAGGACAAUUCUAUCCUCAAGGUUGUGAUCACCACACAGCUCAUGUCUGGAGACCCCUGUUUUAAGACCCCCCCAUCUACAGCCAUGACCCUGGGGAUACCGCAGGCCGAGUCGGAGUGUCUCCACGAGGACAGAAAGGGCGGGGACGUUCACUUGUCCCAAUCUGCCGCCGAGACCAUAGGAAAGUCUGCAUCUGUCCCCGAUGACCUAAGAGUGUAUGGCCACUCUCGGACAUCCAGCUAUACCAGCCAGCAGUCAAAAAUCUCAGGUUACAGCACAAAUCACUCGCGGUCAUCCAGUCUGACAGAGCUCGGCCACCGCAGAAACCCCUCCGGAGGCUCGGUGUCCACAGGCAUCGGCAGCAUCCAGGAACCCAGCGAGCAACAGGGCGAUAGAGGAGAGAGAGAGAGCAGGUCCUCCCCUCCACUCUCCGGUAUCUGUCUCCACCUGUCUGAACGCCCCUCCACCCCUGCCAGGACCCCAAGACACCCUGUAAAGCAGAACUCCGUGGAGAAUCAGUUGAAAAGAGUGGACGCCACCAGGGUGGAUGCUGAUGACAUCGUAGAAAAGAUCCUACAGAGCCAGGAUUUCAGCCACAGCUUUCUUGACUCGAGUGCAGAAGAAGAGGGGCUCAGAUUGUUCGUUGGUCCUGGUGGAAGCACAGCCCUGGGGAGCCAACAUACGAGGGUUGCAGCUGGGGCCUUCGAGCAGGUGGUGAUCAAGCACUAGGCUCUGAGGAGCACGAGUACGUCAGCAAUGGUGCCGUGUUACCCCAGUGAGACAGAGGAGGAGGAGGACGAGGUGGAGGAGGGGGUGGGUGCAGGACUAGACAGGGAGUGGUGUCAUCGGUAGUUGCUCCCACCUCUCUCCAAAAGACACUUUUGCUUCAAUAGAAUUCCCUCAAUUCCGGACAGACUCUGCGGAACAGGAGAGCUUCCUGGUAUUGAAAAAUGUGGAGCUGAAGGCCACAUUUUCUUUUUUGCUUUCUUUUUUUGGAUAAAUGAGAUGAUAGGUAUUCUGAUGUAUUUUAUUUUUCCGUUAUACUGUUGUACUCUGCAAGGGCUGCACUCCCCCCCCCACACACACGCACACUAUUUUGCAAGUACCAUAAACGCUUAUUUAAAACCUACUUGGUAAAAAAUAUCCUAAGGAAGGAGAAGUAUUGAAACUGACAAGGGGAGGGAAGGUGCUGGUAUCAUUUUUCCUAUGACCUUUAUUUAAACUGACUGUAGAUGAGUACAAUCCCCACCCUACACUGGUGCUGUCCCAUUAUGAACAAGAAGAAAAGAGAACUGAAGAUGCUAACUCAGAUUAUAUGAGCGGGACAUUGUGUUUGGGACAAUCAGGGACAGUCACCGGCCUGUUUAGUUCGCUUUGACAUUGAGCUGAAUGAAGAGGAACUUAGAAGGAGCGAGAGGAAGUCAGCGCGAGUAUCAGGUUGAAACGAAUGCGCUCUUUUAGUCUAGUACACAAGAAGUCACUGUGUGAUUCAUUCCUCUAAGCUAGAAUGGUCAGAGUACCAUGGUGCACCAUUACGUCAACCAAAAAAACUAUCCUGUUCACCUGGCUGUGAAUGUAGAGUGUGUUUGAAAAAAAAAAUCUGAAAAGGUGGUGGACUAGAAAUAAGUUGCCAAUUUUGGCCACAAGCAAAACAUAUUUUGUAAAGAGCCAAGACACUUUUUUAAAUUCAGUGAUCAACAACUCAGGGUAGUGUUUCACCAACAUAUUAUCAUUUUGCAUUAAAAAAAAGUGUAACUUAAAAAUUUUUAUUACCAUGCCAAGCACAUCCUUUUUUCAAAUGUCAGUGCAUCUAAGGGAGGUUAAAAAGUUGAGUAGGCUGCACAUUUGGCUUCAUUUGUGGUCUUCCUGGUUUAGUAGUUUAUUGAAUUACUGGGCUGAUCUAGGCUGGCUGUGGACCUGUAUUACAAGUCCUCCAUCUCGUGUGACUGUUACCUGUUCAUUGAUUGUUAAUGCCUCAAACAUUUUUUUUUUUUGCCAAGUGUACUUGUUGUCAAUGUUCAUGUGUGGUGUUUUUAAAUACAAGCAGAAUGCUGAAUCUUGAAAACUCACUGAUAUUUGCACU